AUGACUUCAGAGUCUGCCCCUGCGCUAUUGUUCCGGCAUGAAAUCCGUUUCGGAUCUACCACCUUACGUAUUACCAUCGAAGCAAUUGAAGACCCGCCACAGCCUGUGACUGACGCUGAUAGGGAGCAAGUUCCCGUAUCCGAUGACCAAUUUACAACUGAAUCAGAAGAUGUUGAGAGUGGUCUCGGCGAAAAGGAAAAUGUAGACGACUUAACCGAAGAUGAUAAAAUUUCGGAACUGGUAGUUGAGGAUUCAACAUUGGGGGAACCACCAUUUGAUGCCGAAACAAAAGAAAUUGAACACGAAGAUACAGAGGUUGACACAUCAGACUUGCCACCUACGCCAGACGUAGAACCAACAGACGAUGACGCCGGUAAAUUGGUUCCUCUAACAGAUGACAAGACCGUGGCAUCUGAUGAUAGCGAUGAGACAGAUUGGGGGAUGACCACGGCAGAGUUGGGGGUAGCGCUGGAGACCGCUAUACAGUCAUACAAUAACGAGGUCGGGCAUGGCCCCCUAGUGAUGAGGAACAUUGGUGACGUGGACCCCACCUCAACUAACACUACCAAUAGCAGCAUAACGGAGAUGCAAGAGGAGAAUUACGAUGAGGCGGAUAAGAUAAAUCCACUGCUGGCAGAAAAUGACGAAGACUUGGAUUCAAUUGUCGUCUCUGACACAAUAUCGGAAGUAUCUGUGGAAGAAUUUGUGCCAAGCGGAGACAAUAUCGAUAAGCUGGAUCCGGACGACCCGAAGACCAUAUUGACGUGGAACGUCUCGGGGUUGAGUGAAGUCGUGCACCGAAAGCAGGUGUGGACUCGUUUUGCAGAUCUCGUAGAAGGGGUCAAACCCGAUAUAGUGGUACUGCAAAACGUGAAGCUCUGCGAGUCUCAAAUGAUCGGGUAUUGCCCUAAAGUGGUGGAGAAAGGAGAUGGGAGGGCAGCUAAGAUCUCAUAUGAUCAGCAAUUCAAAGAUGGGCAACUCAUCGAGGAGCUCAAAAGGAACAUCUUCAAGAGAUACCACCUUGUCCACUCCCUCGCUAGCUGGAGGAUAGGCGGCCAGCUAAUCUUCAUCAAAAAGCGCUUUACGGUUGGUUAUAUGGGCAUUACUCUAAUUUGCGCAGUACAUCACGGCGAGAUUCGGUCUCAAUACGAAGGUGAACGCGAAGUACCACCAUCCGUUAAUGGAUGGGACACAGCGAAUUUAAAGCAGAAGAAGCAGUGGCACAGAGACCUGGCCCAUUUGCUGUACCACCUGAAGGACACUAAAGCUGUUGUCUUAUGUGGAUAUCUUAACUGGUACGUGGAACCGAAAUCACGCCACAUCUUCGACAGUGCCCCUGAGGACAUCGACCUGUCGGACUCCGAAAAACUCAAAAUGGAGAGCUCCCCCGUUUUGCACGACUCGGGCAAUACCGGUUUCCCAGGAUGCAGACCGGCAGACCGCGAAGGCUUUAGGUGGAUACUGCUGGCAGGACGUCUCGUUGACAGCUUCCGGUUAUUACACCCGUACCGAGGCAAGCACAAGAAUCCUCAAAACAAAAAAUACACAUCAUUGGGUUUGUUUCACGAGUUCGAACUAACAAAUUGCAGUCUAUCUCGGCGACAAAACACGAUGCGCCGUCAGGACCAACCUGACAGUAGGUUCGCAGUUUACAGUUAUAACGGUACUCAGCUGGUCGCAAACUACUUUAUGAAGAACGUGAGCCAGUGCGAAAUCAUUGGCAACACCAACGAUCUCAGCCCGUCGGGGUGGCGCCACCUGCCUCAGCUGCUAGUCAUGAGGAGUCCCAAAGGUGCAACGACGGCAGCUUGA
This is a messenger RNA of Babesia ovata, 1812 nucleotides long. RefSeq names its product exonuclease III APE. The transcript has 9 exons. NCBI's taxonomy places the organism in Eukaryota, Apicomplexa, Aconoidasida, Piroplasmida, Babesiidae. Bases 1 to 1812 code for a protein of 603 amino acids. The record is from RefSeq and is a predicted model, not a curated record.